Messenger RNA from Polychytrium aggregatum, 1727 nucleotides. RefSeq names its product triose-phosphate transporter family-domain-containing protein. Gene Ontology annotation, molecular function: phosphoenolpyruvate transmembrane transporter activity; antiporter activity. Bases 90 to 1403 code for a protein of 437 amino acids. Gene Ontology annotation, cellular component: Golgi apparatus; endoplasmic reticulum. NCBI's taxonomy places the organism in Eukaryota, Fungi, Chytridiomycota, Chytridiomycetes, Polychytriales. The transcript is spliced from 2 exons. Gene Ontology annotation, biological process: phosphoenolpyruvate transmembrane import into Golgi lumen. The record is from RefSeq and is a predicted model, not a curated record.
CCAUCUUCCCAGCCAUCUUCCCAGCCAUCUUCCCAGCCAUCUUCCCAGCUAUCACCAUCGCCGCCAUCGCCGCCAUUACCGCCAUCGCCAUGCUCACCGUCGUCGAGACACCGGCGACAGCCCACCCCGCUGCGCCCAUAAGCAGCGACCGAGACGAUCCGUAUUCGCUGGAAGCUUCGUCGUCGCUGUCGUCCGCAGAGCAUGUCGCCGAGUCAUACCCUCUCCGCAAGCCCGACUCCUCGCCGAUAUUCACCAUCACAUCGUCGUUCACCAUCGUGCCGCAUCCCAACAACAUCAACUGGGAGCUGCUUCGGUUUCUGGGGCUGUGUCUGUGCUGGUACCUCUGCUCGGCCGUCUCCAACAACAUUGCCAAGCAGCUCAUGAACAUCUUCCAGUUCCCCGUUACCCUGACUUGGGUGCAAUUUGGCUUUGUUUCGCUGUUCUCGGCAACGGCGACGUGCAUCCCGGGGCUGAGGCUCAAGAAGAUCAUGCCCAUCUCCAAUGCUCUGCUGCUGACGGUCGUUCCGCUGGCAGUCUUUCAGAUCCUCGGCCACAUCUUCUCCAGCAUCUCGAUCUCGACCAUCCCUGUCAGCGUGUCCCAUACGAUCAAGGCUCUGUCGCCUCUGUUCACCGUCCUGAUCUACCGCUCCGUCUUCAAGAUCAUCUACGGAUCCAAGGUCUACGUCUCACUGAUCCCCCUGACGCUCGGUGUCAUGCUCGUCUGUCUGAACCGGGUUACCUUCAACCUGGUGGGCUGCUCAUGCGCCUUGGCAGCGACCCUCAUCUUUGUGCUCCAGAACGUCUGGUUCAAGAAGCUCUUUGUGGCCUCGGCAAUCAGUCAGCAGUCGCUACCGACGGCGGUGGCGAGCCUUCCCAGGCCCCAGGCUGCCCGGGGCAGCGGCACAGCGUUCAAGCUCGACAAGCUCAACAUGUUGUUCUAUUCGUCAACGCUGGCAUUUCUCUUCAUGAUACCCAUAUGGCUCUACAGCGACGGCACAAAGCUAAUGGCAAUGCUGCUGCCCAAGACCCUCGUCUCCAGCCUGACCGGAGGCAUCGCUGUCGACAGCAACACAGGCUCGAUUCCGAGGAUCGUAUACGGUCUCUUCUUCCUCAACGGACUCUCCAACUUUUUGCAGACCGUCAUCGCCUUUCUGCUGCUCUCGCAGGUCUCGCCCGUCACCUACUCGAUUGCGUCGCUGGUGAAGCGGAUAUUUGUGAUUCUGGCGAGCAUCGCCUACUUCCAGGACUCGAUCUCGAUCGUCCAGGCGUCUGGCAUUGGUCUGACCUUUGUCGGCCUGUACAUGUAUGAUACCGCCAAGAGCGACGUUGCCAAGGGCGAAGCUCAGUUCUAUGCACUGGAGGCCAAGAAGGCGAGCCCGGGACACCGGCACCCAGGCCGAUAAGGAGCUUGGCCUUGCUGGCACUCAUGCGGCCGCGAAUAGAUAGACAUUGACGACCCCAUUCCCCCAUGGCCGAGACAGCACAUGGGGCAGCGAACAGCCCUGUCGAAAUGUGUCCGCCGUCCCGCCAUCGCACCGCCUCGCAUGCACCGCCAUUGUUCGCCCUGCCGCUUGCAUCGCUCUUCCAGACCGCAGAGAAGAAGGUCCAGCACCACCAAUCCAGCUGCUGGCGCUCUCGCGGGACCAGCAAUCCUCCCUGGAGCGGCUCGUGCUGCGAUUCCCGCCUCGGUCGCGGCUUCCUUCUGAUUCGCCCCCAAAGGGCCGCCG